Molecule: messenger RNA, 4296 nt
Organism: Podarcis muralis (Common wall lizard)
Lineage: Eukaryota; Metazoa; Chordata; Lepidosauria; Squamata; Lacertidae
Gene: TPO
Product: thyroid peroxidase
Biological process (GO): thyroid hormone generation; response to oxidative stress
Cellular component (GO): membrane
Molecular function (GO): calcium ion binding; heme binding; iodide peroxidase activity
Source: RefSeq, a predicted model, not a curated record
AUGAGAGUAUUCAUUUUCUUCAUAAUUUUAAUAACAAUGGUCAGUGUGGCUGUUUUCCUUGCUUUGGUCCAAUGGGGCAGGAAUGACUUAUUCAGAAAAGCAAAAGAGCAUGGAAUUAGGAGAACUCUGCAGGAAACCACUCCCAUCCAAGGUGAAGAAACAACCAGAAGAAGAGAAAGGCUUCUCGAAAGACAUGAUACAAUGGCUCCUUCACAGUUUUUGGCAUUUUCCAAAUAUUCAUAUCAAGAGACUCAAGCUAUCUCUCAAGCGGCCGAAAGCAUGGAAGCUUCGAUGCAGGUUUUGAAAGGAAAACUUCACCAGAAGCAUCAACGUUCAUUGCUUCCAAGUGAUGUGUUACCUGCUGAUGUUCUCAUGAUGAUUACCAAUGUAUCUGGAUGUCUGCCUUACAUGCUGCCACCAAAAUGCCUAGACAAUUGUAUGACCAGGAAAUACAGACAUAUCACCGGAGCUUGCCAGAACAGGGAACAUCCUAGAUGGGGAGCCUCCAACACAGCUCUGGCUAGAUGGCUUCCUCCAGUUUAUGAAGAUGGACUAAGUCAGCCCAAAGGAUGGAAUUACGGUUUCCUACAUAAUGGAUUUCCAUUGCCGUCGGUGCGUGAAGUGACAAGAAACAUUAUUGAGGUAUCCAAUGAGGCUGUUACUGAAGAUGAGCGACAUUCUGAUAUGAUCACUGUGUGGGGGCAAUACAUCAGUCAUGACCUUGCAUUUACGCCACAGAGUGUAAAUCGACCUUCCUUUCUGGGAGAAGCAGACUGCCAACGGACAUGUGAAAACAGGAGUCCAUGUUUUCCAAUACAGGUUUUUGCCAAUGAUACGUUCUCUACGAGCCUGAGCUGCCUGCCAUUUUACCGCUCAUCCCCUGCAUGUGCCACUGGUCACCAAGGAUUUCUCAUAGGAAACCUCUCUGUCUUAAAUCCAAGGCAACAGAUUAAUAGCCUCACCUCCUUCCUUGACGCAUCGACGGUUUAUGGCAGCACGCCCGCAGCAGAGAACAAACUGAGGAACCUGACAAGCGAAGAGGGCCUCCUGAGAAUAAACACGCAAUAUUUUGACAAUGGCCGCGAAUACCUUCCUUUUGUGGCCCAGGUGCCUUCCCUUUGCGCUCAAGACCCCAAGGCGGACAAGGAAGAAAGGAUUGAAUGCUUCAUGGCAGGAGACAGUCGAGCUAGCGAAGUCCCUUCACUGGCAGCUAUGCAUACACUUUGGUUGCGAGAGCACAACCGCCUGGCAAAAGCGCUGAAGGAAGUCAACCCUCACUGGAGUCCUGAAACGGUCUAUCAAGAGGCCCGCAAAAUUGUUGGCGCGCUGCAUCAGAUUAUUACCCUAAGAGACUACAUACCCAAAAUCAUUGGACCAGAUGCUUUUAACCAAUACAUUGGUGUUUAUAAAGGCUAUGUUCCCACAAUUAAUCCUUCAGUAUCCAAUGUAUUUACUACGGCAGCUUUUCGCUUUGGCCAUGCUGCAAUUCAUCCAGUCAUAAAGAGACUCGACGUUCAGUAUCAGAAUGAUCCAAAUCUUCCUAAUCUUCAAUUGCACAAAGCUUUUUUUACCCCGUGGAGACUUAUUAAAGAAGGUGGGUUGGAUCCCCUGCUAAGAGGAACUUUGGCAACUGCUGCAAAACUUCAGGUACAGGAUCAGCUGCUGAAUGAGGAGCUAACGAAGAAGCUAUUGGUGUUGUCUCAUAAUGGCUCUUUGGAUUUAGCAUCAUUAGAUUUACAGCGGGGACGUGAUCAUGGACUCCCAGGCUACAAUGACUGGCGAGAAUUCUGUGACCUGCCGAGGCUAAGGACGGAAAGCGACCUGACAAAAGCGAUAAAGAACAGGAAGACAGUGGAAAAAAUCAUGGGACUGUACAAAAACCCUGACAACAUAGAUUUGUGGCUAGCGGGCAUAGUAGAAAGCAUGCUUCCAGAUGCCAGAACAGGUCCACUGUUUGCAUGCAUAAUUGGAAAACAAAUGAAAGCAUUGAGAGAUGGUGAUCGAUUUUGGUGGGAAAAUGACAAUGUUUUCACUGAAGAUCAAAGGCGAGAACUCAUAAAAUAUUCCUUAUCCAGAUUAAUCUGUGAUAACACAGGUCUCACUGAAGUGCCCCUUGAUGCCUUCAUACUUGGGAAAUUUCCUAAAGAUUUUAAGCCUUGUGAAAAUAUACCCAGCAUUCAUUUAGGAGCUUGGCAGGAGACGUUUCACCCAGGGUUGAAUUGUGCUUUCCCAACAAGAGUGGAACAUGGUGACUUUGUCCAUUGUUCAGAGGCAGGGAAACUCAUUGUUACCUACUCAUGCCACCAAGGAUAUGAGCUAUUAGGAGAAGAACAAUUGUCCUGUAUACAGGGGAAAUGGAAUUUGAAAGCACCGGUCUGCCAAGACAUCAACGAAUGUGAAAAUAAAACCAAUCCCCCAUGCCACUCCUCUGCUCAAUGUGUCAAUACCCAAGGCUCAUUCCAGUGUCUUUGCACAGAUCCCUAUGAACUGGCAGAAGAUGGGAAAACAUGCAAAGAUUCUGGAAGGCUUUCCAAGGGUUCUCUAGUCUCCAUCAUUUUAGGUGUAAUUGUGUUCAGUUGUUUGGCAGUAUCAAGCUGGUUUGUGGUUUGCCGGUGGUGGUCCUGCUCGGCUAGAGACUCAGUUAAUUCACAGGUGUUAAAUGAUGGAAAGAAUCUGUCUCCUGAAGAAAACUGCCAAAACAGCUAUGAAAUGAAUAUAUCACAAACACAGUCAAAUAUACUAGUUAAACCAGUUGAUAAGGUAUGGUGUGCCUUAAAAGCUUCUGGAAUAUUGUCCUUUAAAUUAGUACAAGAAUUUUUCAUCCAGCAGCAUAUUUAGCUUUGUAGUUCAGCUAGACAACUCCAAAAUAUUUGUUCCUAAUGGGACUGAUCAUGCAUAUAAUAAUGCAGAAAGUCUUUACUAGGCACAACUUCAGCAGGGUUAUUGUAAUGGGAAAUUGUUCAGUAAGAAAUAAUGAAAACACAAGAUGAGCAGGGAUAUCGGAAAGUAAACAAUAGAAAGGGUUUUAAAAGAAGAAGGUGAUGUGAACUGUCUCAUCAAAAUACUGUAUUGUGGAUAACAGACCCAGAAUGCUGCUGAACAACACUACUGGAUAGUCACAGUUAUUAGCUUUUAAAAUAUUUAUCUCAUUUCAUUAUUUAUUACAUUUAUCUCCCACUUUUCUUCCAUGAGAGCCAAGAUGGCAUACUUGGAGAUUCUGACUCUCAUCCCCAAAAGCCAGACAUCUUAGCAUGAAGAAGGUUGCUACAGCACAUGGCUUCAUGUCGUGCCCAGGAACCUAGAAAUAAAGCCGCAAUAUACUGAAUUUUUUGAAAAGCACCUAGAUAUUUCGGGACGUAUCGAAUUCAGAUUCAUGGGGUGGGGGGAGAGAAACCAGGGUUGGUGCUUAAUUUUUUAAUAUGGUCCAGCUUUUUCUCUUAACAGAAGCCACUUGUUUUAUUAGUAAGAUUUCCAUUCCUGGCAGAACACCAGGAUAUCUUGCCAUUUCCAACACACGAUGAUGGCCUUCUUGCCAAUACCUUUGAACACAACACCCAUGGCAUUGCCCAUUUUUCUCUAUGGCUAAGCCCUCUGGCAGCUCUAGUGCUCUGCUACAAAGCUUCCUUGUGUUAGUUGCAACCAGUUUUGAGCUCAUUUUAACACUACAGAACAACUGCUAUGAAGAAAAGGAACCUAUAUUCAUAGGAUAAUGGCCUUGUGAGUUAUGCCCAUUUUGUUUUUGUUGGCGCUGUUAAUUGAUGAUCAGACAAACCCAUACUUAUGCAGUCCUUUGUUGUCCUGAUAGAUGUACUUUUUAAUUUUUUUACAGGGAUGUGGUGAGACAGGCGAAGUGAGACCAUGUUGACUCUGCUUGACCUUUCAGUGGCUUUUGAUAGCAUCACCCAUGGUAUCUUAUGGGAUGCCUCUGCAGGUUGGGUGUAGGGGGCACAGUCAUGCAGUAGCUCCAUUUUUACCUGCAGGGGCAGUUUCAGAAAGUAGCAUGGGUGGGUUCUGUUUGACCCCAUGUCUCUUACAUUAUAGGGCUUAUAUAAGUUCCAUUGUAUCCCCAAAUUUCUUGAACAUUAUAUGAACACCACCCACAUGACCCCAGAAGGUGUGGUGAUAUAGGAGUUUGGAGUAAGAUACCGUAUCUUACUCCAGGCAUCCAGCUCUUUCUCUCUGUCAUCGGGGUCAAAUGAGGCUGUUCCAAUGCACUGAGUUUAGUAACAGGCUGGAUAAGGAUCAAUAAUGUUGAAUUCUGACAAGAUGGGGGCGGGAUUAUGCUCAGCCUGUUCU